Molecule: messenger RNA, 3236 nt
Organism: Ailuropoda melanoleuca (giant panda)
Lineage: Eukaryota; Metazoa; Chordata; Mammalia; Carnivora; Ursidae
Gene: AVIL
Product: advillin
Exons: 20
Coding region: 166-2763 (865 amino acids)
Biological process (GO): actin polymerization or depolymerization; cytoskeleton organization; barbed-end actin filament capping
Cellular component (GO): cytoplasm; actin cytoskeleton
Molecular function (GO): actin filament binding; phosphatidylinositol-4,5-bisphosphate binding
Source: RefSeq, a predicted model, not a curated record
UUGCAGUCCUGGGAAGACACACGCGCCAUGUCGCUGAGCAGUGCCUUCAAGGCUGUGGGCAACGACCCCGGGACCAUCACCUGGAGAAUAGAGAACACACAAGUAUGGCUGCAGGUGUAUGUCGCCUGGAGAGAGCAAUGAAAAUCCGUAUCUGAGACCAUGUGAAUGGCUCUCCUGGGACAAGCCAUAUGUGCAGGGGACACAUCAAGCCCCCACCCUAGACUCCAAUACAGAACGCUGGGCAUGGAGCCCCACACACUGCUGGCACUCACCUCUCAGAGCCCCACGGCACCCCCACGUUCUGUCUGCAGCCCUUGCCUGUACUGGGCGGUCAGGGUUGGAGAACAGCGUUGGAGGCAGUGGUGCGGCUGGCCGGAGAAACUGGAGCUGGCGCUGGUACCUCUGAGUGCCCAUGGCAACUUCUAUGAGGGGGACUGCUACGUCAUCCUCUCGACGCGGAGAGCGGGCAGCCUCCUCUCCCAGGACAUCCACUUCUGGAUCGGGAAGGACUCCUCCCAGGAUGAGCAGACCUGUGCGGCUGUCUACACCACACAGCUGGACGACUACCUGGGGGGCAGCCCUGUGCAGCACCGAGAGGUCCAGUACCAUGAGUCUGACACCUUCCACGGCUACUUCAAGCAGGGCAUCAUCUACAAGAAGGGGGGCGUGGCCUCUGGGAUGAAGCACGUGGAGACCAACACCUAUGACGUGAAACGGCUGUUACACGUGAAGGGGAAAAGAAACAUCAGGGCCACCGAGGUGGAAAUGAGCUGGGACAGUUUUAACCAAGGUGAUGUCUUCUUGCUGGACCUUGGCAAGGUCAUCAUCCAGUGGAAUGGCCCAGAGAGCAACAGCGGGGAGCGCCUGAAGGCUAUGCUUCUGGCAAAGGAUAUCCGGGACAGGGAACGAGGGGGCCGUGCUGAAAUAGGCGUGAUCGAGGGAGACAAGGAGGCUGCAAGUCCGGAGCUGAUGAAGGUCCUUCAGGACACCCUUGGCCGGCGCUCUGUUAUCAAGCCUGCCGUGCCUGAUGAGAUCAUAGAUCAGCAGCAGAAAUCAAACAUCAUGUUGUACCAUGUCUCGGACUCAGCUGGGCAGCUGGCCAUCACAGAGGUAGCAACGAGACCACUGGUCCAGGACUUACUGAACCACGAUGACUGCUACAUCUUAGACCAAAGUGGAACCAAGAUCUAUGUGUGGAAAGGGAGAGGAGCCACAAAGAUUGAGAAGCAGACGGCCAUGUCUAAAGCCCUGAACUUCAUCCAGAUGAAGGGCUAUCCCAGCAGCACCAACGUGGAGACCAUUAACGACGGUGCUGAGUCGGCCAUGUUCAAGCAGCUGUUCCAGAAGUGGUCAGUGAAGGACCAGACCGUGGGCCUGGGGAAAACGUUUGGUGUCGGUAAAAUCGCUAAAGUUCUCCAGGAUAAAUUCGAUGUGACUCUGCUGCACACCAGGCCGGAGGUCGCUGCCCAGGAAAGGAUGGUCGAUGACGGCACCGGGGCAGUUGAGGUCUGGAGGAUUGAAAACCUGGAGCUGGUCCCCGUGGAGCAUGAGUGGUAUGGCUUCUUUUACGGCGGGGACUGCUAUCUGGUUCUCUACACAUACGAGGUGACUGGGAGGCCACACCACGUCCUGUACAUCUGGCAGGGCCGCCACGCCUCCAAGGAUGAGCUGGCGGCCUCGGCAUACCAGGCGGUGGAGGUGGGUCGGCAGUUCGGCGGGGCGGCUGUGCAGGUCCGAGUCACCAUGGGGAAGGAGCCACGCCACUUCAUGGCCAUCUUCAAAGGGAAGCUGGUCAUCUUUGAGGGCGGGACUUCCAGAAAGGGGAAUGCUGAGCCCGAUCCGCCAGUAAGGCUCUUCCAGAUUCAAGGAAAUGACAAAUCUAACACCAAAGCGGUAGAAGUUCCAGCCUUAGCCUCCUCCCUAAACUCCAAUGACGUCUUUCUGCUGCGAACCCAGGCAGCACACUACCUGUGGUAUGGCAAGGGGUCUAGCGGGGAUGAGCGGGCGAUGGCUAAGGAGCUGGCCAGCCUUCUCUGCGAGGGCACCGAGGACGCUGUGGCCGAGGGCCAGGAGCCGGCGGAGUUCUGGGACCUGCUGGGAGGGAAAACUGCCUAUGCCGACCACAAAAGACUACAGCAGGAAAUCCUAGAUGUGCAGCCUCGUCUCUUCGAAUGUUCCAAUAAGAUUGGACGGUUCGUUGUCACUGAGAUCACAGACUUCACCCAGGACGACCUGAACCCAGGUGAUGUGAUGCUCCUGGAUACCUGGGACCAGGUGUUCUUGUGGAUCGGGGCCGAGGCCAAGGCCACAGAGAAGGAGAGCGCCCUGGAGAUGGCCCGGGAGUACCUGAGCACUCACCCCGGCGGCCGGGACACCGGCACACCAACGCUGAUCAUCAAACAGGGCUUUGAGCCUCCUGUCUUCACAGGCUGGUUCUUGGCCUGGGACCCUCAUAUUUGGAGCGCACGCAAAUCCUACGAACAGUUAAAAGAAGAACUGGGAGAUGCCGCUGCUAUCACGAGAAUCACUGCUGACAUGAGGAAUGCAACCCUCACCCUGAAUUCUGAGCCAAAAUAUUACCCUAUUGAAGUUCUGCUGAAAAACCAAAAUCAGGAGCUGCCUGAGGAUGUGAACCCUGCCAAAAAGGAGAAUUACCUCUCUGAACAGGAUUUUAUUUCUGUGUUUGGCAUCACAAGAGGGCAAUUUGCUGCUCUGCCUGGCUGGAAGCAGCUCCAAAUGAAGAAAGAAAAGGGGCUUUUCUAAGGCAAGAAGCUAUAUGCCUAUUGCAAGACCACGGAAGAGAGCAGACAGUGCCAGUAACAGGAAAGAAUUUAUCUACCAACUUUUGCCUAAUAGCCAGCUGCUUAAUUUAGAUACAGUAAGGUCUGCAAAUCACAGCACGUUCUCCAGCUUUCUCACCCCUGCAUUCCGUAGUUGUUGUAUAUCUAAAAUGUUAACCACCUACUUUUCGAUUUUUGUGGCCUUCCGGCUAAAGUCUCAGCAGAAAGCACCACAACUGCAUGAAUCCAGGAAAGUCAGAGAAAAAAAAACAACUGAGUUUAAAGUAUUUCAUAAUGGGGCAAGGACGUAAGGUUGUUUUAAAUUGUAAGAUCGGUGUUUGCAAAAUCUACUUAACCCACCAAUCACUGUAUACCCCAAGGGCAAAAUCCAAAUGCCCAGAUCUGUACGUGCCAGAGAUUUUUAACUCUUCAAAUAAAGAUAUCUGUAUGAGCAAA